GACUCCCUUCACGCAAUUGUAUACUUACAUCGUCACGAAACUAAAGUACCAAUACAGACUCUGAAAGUCUGCUGGCCAGAGCGUAUGUACUACGUACAUAGCACAUGGAUCGCCUCAAAGUGGCCUUCUCAAUGGUAUAUGUCUACCAACCCAAUUUUGUUUACCUUGAGACCUUCCCUAGUUCGACCCAACUCGUCGCUUUCCAGCCAUAAGACAUGAGUCAAGAUCCGGAGGUGAGCUCCAAUCCGUCCCCGGAUUUGACGGCCGACACGCUCAACGCCGCAUGUGCUCUCGCCUCCCAAGGGUUGUUGUCCAGGUUUAAGCCUCGAUCCGGACAAUUUCAACAAAAGAUCCAGGACUUGAACGAUCAACAAGUGGAACUAGUCGACCGGGUUGAAGCCGAGAAAGACAAGUUCGAGAAAGGGCUAGAGGAUUUUCCCCUAAGCGAGAUGAUCAGCCGCACCCAGAGCUAUCACGGCAAGCUCCUUGAUCUUCAACGUGAGAUGAAGGCCAUGAGCGAGCGAUCCCAAGGCAUGAAAGCACGGGCUUUGCGGCUGCAAGAACUCAAACAAGCCGAGGCCUUGACCCGGGUGAAUCGACUCCAGAGAGAGGCGGACAAGGAAGAACAAUUGAUCGCCAAACCCGCUCAGCAAUCCUAG
Messenger RNA from Tigriopus californicus, 659 nucleotides. Its product is annotated as biogenesis of lysosome-related organelles complex 1 subunit 6-like. Gene Ontology annotation, biological process: intracellular transport. The transcript has a single exon. The record is from RefSeq and is a predicted model, not a curated record. Gene Ontology annotation, cellular component: transport vesicle; extrinsic component of membrane; BLOC-1 complex. Bases 216 to 659 code for a protein of 147 amino acids. NCBI's taxonomy places the organism in Eukaryota, Metazoa, Arthropoda, Copepoda, Harpacticoida, Harpacticidae.